Molecule: messenger RNA, 399 nt
Organism: Thlaspi arvense
Lineage: Eukaryota; Viridiplantae; Streptophyta; Magnoliopsida; Brassicales; Brassicaceae
Source: the annotation of a GenBank genome assembly
AUGAGUUUAGUCUACGCUCGUAAUUUGUAUCUGCACAAUGUCCACUCCAGUUUCUGUUUAGAAGGCUCAGGUUUCAUUCUUGUUGAUGUUGAUGAGCUUGAGAUUCAUAAAGGAAUAGACAAAGCUCCGAGACAACAACUCUUGUCACACUUUAUUCGUCUUUCUCAUUCUUCGGUCGAUUGCUUUCAGCAACACCAGACUAUAUCAGAGCAUGCAGCUGAGAUGGUGCGAGCAACACAUACACUUAAGGAGAGUGAAUACUUGGAAAGCUCUGUACAUGGAAGAAAAGAUGACGUGCCAAAGAGGCUUUCACAAGUAUAUGCGAAAGGUGGAGAGAAAAUGAAACUAAGGCUCAGGAUUAUGAAAUUAGGUUUUGCUAGUUCUAGGGAUUUAGUAUAA